Messenger RNA from Babesia microti strain RI, 1461 nucleotides. Its product is annotated as protein phosphatase 5. Gene Ontology annotation, molecular function: protein binding; protein serine/threonine phosphatase activity. NCBI's taxonomy places the organism in Eukaryota, Apicomplexa, Aconoidasida, Piroplasmida, Babesiidae. Bases 1 to 1461 code for a protein of 486 amino acids. The transcript is spliced from 7 exons. The record is from RefSeq and is a predicted model, not a curated record. Gene Ontology annotation, cellular component: nucleus; cytosol.
AUGGCAUCUGCUGCCGAGAAUGCAGAUGAAUUCAAGAAGCGUGGAAAUGCUGCGUUUUCAGAAAAUAACUAUGCACGGGCAAUAGAUUUAUACACAAGUGGAAUCAAUUGCCUACGCGAAUCUACCUCUGACCUGGAAUCCACAAACUUACAUAUUUUUUACACUAAUCGCGCUCUUUGUCAUAUUAGAAUGGAGAAUCAUGGUCUGGCAAUUUUAGAUAGCGAAGAGGCUAUAUCCCUCAAACCUACCUAUGGCAAGGCAUAUUAUCGAAGGGGCUGUGCCUAUCUAUGUUUACUAAAAUUUAAAUCCGCCGAAUCAGACUUUGUACGAGUGAUGAAAUUGUCUCCGGAUGGGGAAGUUAGGAAGAAGCUUCAUGACUGUAGGCAAUUGCUGAGGCAGGAAUUGUUUGCAUUGGCAAUUAAAAAGGAUGAGAGAGCUAUGUUAUAUGAGACAUUCAACCCACAGGACAUUUUCGUUGAUUCUCAUUACAAGGGACCUGUUUUUGACGCUGAAAAUUGUGGUCCAGAGUUUUUACAAAAACUAAUCGAUUUUAUCAAAGUGCCUGGCAACAUAUUUCACCGAAAAUUCCUAGCUCAAGUUAUCAUUGGAAUGAUACACCAACUCAAAAAAUUAAAGUCGGUGGUGCAUAUUAAUGUUCCAAAGGGCAGGGAAAUUACAAUUUGCGGUGAUAUUCAUGGACAAUUUUACGAUCUUCUCAAUAUAUUCAAAAUAAACGGCAUGCCCAGUGACUCUAACCCAUAUAUAUUCAAUGGCGAUUUUGUCGAUCGUGGAUCAUUUUCCGUUGAAUGCGCUGUUGUACUUUAUGUAGCUAAAACUAUAUACCCCAACUCAUUCCACAUAAUUCGAGGUAAUCAUGAAACGGAGGCCAUGAAUAAGUGUUAUGGCUUCAAAGGGGAAAUGCUCUCAAAAUAUGAUGAUAAACUUUACACUCUUUUCUCAGAGAGCUUUUGUUUCCUCCCAUUAUCUUACAUAAUUAAUGGUAAAAUAUUCAUAGUGCAUGGGGGACUGUUUAGCGACGAUGGGAUUAAGAUUGAGCAGUUGGAGAAUAUAAAUAGGGUUAUGGAACCCAGUGAUGAAGGAUUGAUGACAGAAAUGCUUUGGUCAGAUCCUAAACCUACCCCCGGGAGAUCCCCGUCAAAACGUGGCGUUGGCUGUGAAUUCGGGCCGGACGUCACGCAGGAAUUCUUAAAAACUAACAACCUAAGCCUAAUAAUUCGAUCCCAUGAAGUCAGACAGAAUGGGUAUCAAAUGGAGCAUGGUGGAAAGCUCAUAACAAUUUUCUCGGCCCCCAACUACUGCGAUCAAAUGGAUAACAAAGGUGCAUUAAUUAGGAUUAAUGGAAACGACCUUAAACCCAAGUUUGUUCAGUUUGAGGCAGUUGAACACCCGCCAAUUGAACCAAUGAGAUAUGCAAACAGCAUGUUUAGUGGUAUACUGUAA